AUGUCUUGCCCUCAUACACACUCACUUGCUGCUCUCUCGAGCGACGAGAUCCGCCUCGUCAGCAGCAUCAUCCGCCAUGCCCGAAAGCGGCCCCUCUUCCUCCGGAAUGUCUUCAAUCUCGAGCCGCCCAAACGGGAAAUGCUGCCGUAUCUCGACGCCGAACGAGCCGGCUUCCCUGAUCCCGCCGCCUCCACACCGCCCCCGCGUCGAGCGCGCGCGCAGUACGACAUGAUCGAAGAAGACGGCAGCCGCUCCUACAUGGAAUCGACCGUGGACGUCGCAACAGGCAAGGAGACGGAAACCCGGCUCCUGGAGCAGCACCAGCACACGUCCUUCACCGUCGACGAGUUCCAAGAGUUCAUUGACAGCGCGCUCGCCAGCCCCGUCUUCCAGCGCGUGGUCGAGGAGCUGCAGCUCCCGCCCCAUUGGCAGGUUUACAUCGAUCCCUGGCCGUUCGGAGGCUCCGAUGUUGAACCGGGCAACACCCGUCGCCUCACACAACUCUUCUUCUUUGCGCGGGGCAUGACCAAGAACAACGACGACGUGAACCACUACCCGUUCCCGCUUCCCUUCUGCGUCGUUAUGGACACUGCCACCAUGGAGGUCCUGCGCGUCGAACGGACGGCUACCGGUGGCCAUGAAGAUCUUGAGGCCGACUUCGCCGUGUAG
Messenger RNA from Cordyceps fumosorosea ARSEF 2679, 669 nucleotides. RefSeq names its product copper amine oxidase 1. NCBI's taxonomy places the organism in Eukaryota, Fungi, Ascomycota, Sordariomycetes, Hypocreales, Cordycipitaceae. Bases 1 to 669 code for a protein of 222 amino acids. The transcript has a single exon. The record is from RefSeq and is a predicted model, not a curated record. Gene Ontology annotation, molecular function: primary methylamine oxidase activity; quinone binding; copper ion binding. Gene Ontology annotation, biological process: amine metabolic process.